Messenger RNA from Lodderomyces elongisporus, 441 nucleotides. RefSeq lists its product as uncharacterized. The transcript has a single exon. The coding region runs from base 1 to 441 and encodes 146 amino acids. The record is from RefSeq and is a predicted model, not a curated record. Lineage: Eukaryota; Fungi; Ascomycota; Pichiomycetes; Serinales; Debaryomycetaceae.
AUGGUGUUGGAUGUGGUGGAGGAGAAUGUUCGCGAUGUCUAUGGUGACGGUGUUUGUGAUUGUGUUUGUGUUUGUGUUUUUGAUUUUGCUCUUGAUUGUGGUGGUGUUGGUGGUAGUGGUGAUAAUGGAUGUGGAGACUAUCUUGUUGGGGUGGUGGAGGCGGUGACCGAGGCGACAAAUGUGAAUGGUGAGCACCUUUCGCAAAGUGCUGGCGAUGGUUGGAAUGAUGAUGGUUAUGUGGGUGUGGUGGUGUCAAAGGAUGAUAGGUAUCGUGAGCACCGCCGUGGUGGUGAGGGUGAUACUGGUGCUGGUGCUGGUGUUGGUGUUGGUGUUGGUGCUUAUGGCGGCGAUGGUGCAAUGGUGGAGGAGCGUGAGGACCAUGACGACGAUGGCGAGAAUGAGGAUGCGGUGGGGGUGCUGGGGGAGUGGAAUAGUCAUUGA